Molecule: messenger RNA, 1759 nt
Organism: Aspergillus candidus
Lineage: Eukaryota; Fungi; Ascomycota; Eurotiomycetes; Eurotiales; Aspergillaceae
Exons: 1
Coding region: 482-1327 (281 amino acids)
Source: RefSeq, a predicted model, not a curated record
CGUCGAUCAUCGUCAAUGUGAUUCAUAUAUUUAUUACUCUCUGUCCACUUCAUCCAUCCUAAUUGUUCUACAUCGACUACUUCUCCAUCCUACAUAUUAGGAAUUAAGUACCUACAUACUACAACCACCACCUGCUGAACACAUCACCACGGACAUUCAUACUGCAGACUUUCUACAGAUCCUCGCCUCAUCGAGUCCCAACAUCUCAACCUAUCAACUUCUUCUCACCCCUAGCACGGACUAUUGCUGCGACAACGACAUCCUGCAAGGUGGAGACGAUAGCGAGCAUUGUGAAGAUCCAUAAAUUCGAAAAAAGGAUAAUAUCCCUGCAAAAGUCUGCCUGACUCACCGCUUCCGGUUGCGCCGAUCCGCGAUUGGAUCAAACGUCCCCACCGCCGGAUCCAGCCAGGAAGUGACUGCCUGAGUCACCGCGACGAGUCAAUUUGUCUGGGCCUUUGCGGGAGCUGGAAAUCCAUUCGCCAUGACUACUUCUACUUCUACUUCCACUUCCACUUCUCCUCCUCCUUCCUCCUCUUUCUCUCUCUCCUCUCCUCUUUACACUUCUUCCUCCCCUAGCUCCUACUUCACCUCUUUGGCUCGUCGCCGCCAACAGAAGAAAAUGAGCGUUACUCAAACCUACUAUCUCGCCCACACCGCCCGCAAGAAGCUCACCCGGGAAGCUUCGCGGGCGGACCACGACCUGCGUCUCCUCGUCGGUCAUGCCAACCUCCUCGAUACCCUCAUGCUCGACCUCGCCGACGCAGAGCAAGAGCAAGAACGUUGGUUCAACCAGACCGUCAGCGGUGUCAACAAGAGCGUCCCCCAAUCCGAGCGCCGACACAUCCAGUGGGCUGAUGCCCUGGUCGAGGACCCCGAGGAGGACUGGGAUGCCGAGGAUAUCUCCGAUGCCGACUCCGACCUCAGUGACGACUCGGACGACCUCAGCGAUGAUGAUUAUGAGCUGAACGAGGACUUCACUCCCGUCCGCCGCCGGGCCCCGUCGCCCGUGGCCAUCGUCACCGAGAAGGAGGUGUCGGCCGAUGACGACUCCGACUCCGACUCGGAGUUCGAAUACGAAGACGACGAGGAUCUGAGCGAUCUGACUCUCACCCGCUCGCCCUCGCGACAGUCGCCUCCCGAACUUCUCCCCGACUCCGAUGGCGAGUCGGAGGAUGACACCAUGCCGCCCUCGCCUCCCCAGCCGAUGCUGGAGUUUGGAGAAGAAAAGACCCCUCAAACCACGGAGAUUCCGCUCUCCGAUGCGGGAUUCGAAUCCGAGUAUUACGUCUCCAGUCAGCCGCAAGGCCCUGUCAUUGAAUCUUAUUAAGAUGACUUGAGUGCUUGCUUUGUUGUACCCAUACGUGAUACCCUGGUUUUAUGAUUCUUCGCAUUCUCUUUUCCACCACAGCAUUAUCGGUUGAGCAUUUAUCCUUGCAUACGGCGUUUUUAUUUGGGAGGAAUUAAAACAGAAUGAGAGGAUGGGAUCCAUAUUGGGCACCGACCUCGAUGGAUCUCCGUGGUUCCAGACCACAUUCUUUCGCAUUAUCUGGUGUUCGGGCCCACUCUCUUGGGCCGUUCUUUGUUUCUUUUCCUUUUCUCCAUCGCUACCAUCUCUACUUUGCAUAUGUUUUCAGCGGUCAGACCACGCAGGCCGCGGCUUUUUUUGUAUAGCGCCUAGCAUGGCAUGAAAAUUCACGAUGAUGACCUGUAUAUAGUUCGCAUUUACAUCUAAUCAAUCUUCAAACAACUCAUCUCUAAA